Messenger RNA from Schizophyllum commune H4-8, 753 nucleotides. RefSeq lists its product as uncharacterized. NCBI's taxonomy places the organism in Eukaryota, Fungi, Basidiomycota, Agaricomycetes, Agaricales, Schizophyllaceae. The record is from RefSeq and is a predicted model, not a curated record. Bases 1 to 753 code for a protein of 250 amino acids. The transcript has 4 exons.
AUGGGCCCGAAGAUCACGUUCACAUCUUCCGUGGACUCCGACGAUACUGCGACCAUUCAGAGCGAGCAGGACGAGUUCUUCUCGUUCGCACCUGAGUCUGCGUGGGCACAGGUGCGAGGUAGUGACUAUAACGGAGGUUCUGAACACCUCACCGUCCAAUCCGACACCUCCAUAUCCCUCUCCUUCGCUGGCGACCGCGUCGCACUCUAUGGCACCUACGGCAGCGACUACGCGAUUUAUGGUGCACAAUUGGACGACGGGCCCACAUAUAUCAUGAACGCCAGUCGCCCCAUCGCACCCUUGUCGCAGCAUCUGCUCUUUCAGGCGACUGGGUUAGAGAAGGGAGUGGCGCACAAUCUUACGUUGAAUAGCCUGUCGCAGGGCGGGGCGAAGUUUGCGGUGGAUUAUGCGGAGGUGGAUGGGGCGAGCAAUGCGAUGGGGAAGGCGGCGAACACGUCGGGGACGGCAGGCGGUUCGGCGAGCGAGUCGGCGGCGACCGCUGGUUCGGAGACUCGGCUCGGUGGCGGGUAUUGUAGCAGGCUCGAUAGCGGGCGUCAUGAUCCUCCUCGUAGCAGUCCUGCUCCUCCGAAGGCGUUCUCGGAGACGAACAAACGGGCAGCCGGACAUGCGGUCCACCACCCAGCCCGGAAUCACUCCCUACUUCAUCGCAACAGAAACUUGGAGGCACUCAGACUCGGAGGUGGCAAGGUCGACUUCGCCGUGGUUGAAGUCACAGCGGUCGAUGCCGUCUAG